Messenger RNA from Triplophysa dalaica, 999 nucleotides. RefSeq lists its product as uncharacterized. Gene Ontology annotation, molecular function: oxidoreductase activity, acting on the CH-CH group of donors. The record is from RefSeq and is a predicted model, not a curated record. Bases 76 to 906 code for a protein of 276 amino acids. Lineage: Eukaryota; Metazoa; Chordata; Actinopteri; Cypriniformes; Nemacheilidae. Gene Ontology annotation, biological process: lipid metabolic process. Gene Ontology annotation, cellular component: membrane. The transcript is spliced from 5 exons.
CGCCCAUCGGUAUGCGCAGCGCCACAUGAAGUAGACCACGCCCAACGUUUUGAACUUUGCACUAUUGUUUUGUCGAUGGUUCAUAAGUUUGUAACUUUGAUGCUUCACGACCUGCUAGACAUGAUCAUGGGAAGCGUGUUGGCCAAGUGUGCAGCCACCGACCUAACCAUUCAGUGGCUCGGAUGGGCACUUGCGUCUGCGUUCAAAACGGAGAAGUUUUACGACUUGGCAGGAUCCGGUACAUUCGUACUGUUGGCUCAUCUGAGUCGUGUUUGGGGUGGAAAGGGUCACCUUAGACAAAACAUACAAACUGGAUGUGUUACUGCGUGGGGACUGCGGCUUGGGACUUUUCUCUUUCUAAGAAUCCUCAAAGACGGACAAGACCGGCGGUUUAACAAUGUCAGAGACAGCCCAGGGACAUUCUUUGUGUAUUGGACCAUGCAAGCUUUGUGGGUAUAUGUCACCCUUCUGCCCACCCUAAUGCUAAACAGUGAAAAAAGAGAUGAACCCUUGGGUGCUCGUGACUAUAUUGGAUGGGGAAUUUGGGGGCUGGGCUUCGCUACGGAAGCUAUCGCCGAUCAGCAAAAGUGGAGUUUUAAGAAUGAUCCAGAUAACGCUGGAAAAUUUAUUCAUCAUGGACUGUGGGCAUACAGCAGACACCCAAACUACCUAGGGGAAAUCCUGCAGUGGUCUGGAUUAUUUCUGUCAGCUUCCUCCGUCAUGCGUGGACCACAGUAUCUCAGCGUGAUGUCACCUGUCUUUGUCUGGUUCUUACUGAGGCAUGUUAGCGGCAUCCCCAUCUUGGAGAAACUAGCUACGAAGAAGUGGGGAUCAGAUCCUGCUUUUCAGGAUUACACCAGAAACACUCCAAUGCUUUGGCCCUUUCCCAAGUUUAAAGGAAACUAAAGCACUGCAUAGUUUACCUGCCUUGUUUCUGGACAUUACUUUUGACAAAUAAAAUGGAUUCUGUACAUGGCCGGAUACAGACAAAGAAACGGA